Molecule: messenger RNA, 570 nt
Organism: Pieris macdunnoughi
Lineage: Eukaryota; Metazoa; Arthropoda; Insecta; Lepidoptera; Pieridae
Source: the annotation of a GenBank genome assembly
AUGGCGUGGGGUCUACCCAAAUUGCCUGGGUUGACAUUCGCAGACCCGACCAAGACCCAGUACCACGUGCGUAGCUCCCUGCGAUACUACCAAGGGCAUCGCUUCCCAGACACCUUGGUACGAGGGUCUGGAGGGACGGAUACAGAUGUCGACAGCAACGCUUUUGCCCUGCCAGAAGACUCUGUCAAUUAUGACCCAUCAUUGACUUAUGGACGUGUGAAGCAAGCCGCCUUGCCAGCAGUGGUACCACAUUGGGUGCACUACGACAAACGAUGCCUCAACUUCACGGCGUUCUUCAAACAGCCAGUGUAUGAUAAUCCAGACGAAAAUUACCGAGUACGCGUCGUGAACCUUGUGUAUUUUCUAGAAGAUGAUACACUUACUGUCAUGGAACCAAGAGUCAGGAACUCGGGUCUGUGGCAAGGCAGAAUGGUGAAGCGUGGGAAGAUUCCUAAGAAUGACCUCGGGGAAUUUUGGCAUUGGAAAGACUUCGACGUUGGGAAAGAUAUUUGCAUUUAUGGAAAAGUUUUUCAUACAAUAUCCUGCGACCUUUUUACUAAGGUAAGGUAA